CGAAAGAAUCCUCAUACUUCAUAGAUAAUAGCGGAGCGACAGUCGCGAUUGGAGUCGAAGAUGUCCGACACACAUAUGGAGACCGUGGUGCUGUUCGAUUACAACAGCACCGAGUUUGGAUCUGGAGAGAUCCCAAUUUCGGAUGAAAUCUAUGAAGAGCCUUGUAACACAGCUCUUAGCGAUGAUGUCAAGAAGAUCUUCCUACCCACCAUUUAUGGAAUAAUCUUCAUCCUGGGGAUUGUUGGAAAUGGACUUGUGAUCUUGGUCAUGGGCUACCAGAAGAAGUCGAGGACUAUGACUGACAAAUACAGGCUGCACCUCUCCAUAGCAGACCUGCUCUUUGUCCUCACCUUGCCUUUCUGGGCUGUGGAUGCAGCCAGCAGCUGGCAUUUCGGGAGAUUCCUCUGUGUGGGGGUGCACAUGAUCUACACGGUCAACCUCUACAGCAGCGUACUCAUUCUGGCCUUCAUCAGCCUGGACCGGUACCUGGCCGUGGUGCACGCCACCAACAGCCAGGCUCCCAGGAAGCUCCUGGCCGAGAAGGUCAUCUACCUGGGCGUUUGGCUGCCCGCUGCCCUCCUGACCGUCCCCGACUUGGUGUUCGCCAAGGUGUACAACACCGGCUCUCGCAUAACCUGCCAGCGCACCUACCCAGCUGACACCCGCCUGAUCUGGGCGGCCGUGUUCUACUUCCAGCACAUCCUCGUGGGUUUCGUGCUGCCGGGACUCAUCAUCCUCACUUGCUACUGCAUCAUCAUCUGCAAGCUGUCCCAAGGCUCCAAGGUCCAGCAGAAGCGCAAGGCUCUGAAAACCACCAUCAUUCUCAUCCUGUGCUUCUUCGGCUGCUGGCUGCCCUACUGCGUGGGCAUCUUCGUGCACACCCUGGACACUCUGGGAGUCAUCCCCAGCAGCUGCUCCCUGGUCCAGAGCAUCGAAAAGUGGAUCUUUUUCACCGAGGCGCUCGCCUUCUUCCACUGCUGCCUCAACCCCAUCCUCUACGCCUUUCUGGGAGUUAAGUUCAAGAAGUCCGCCCGCAGCGCCUUCAGCACCAGCCGGGGGUCCAGCCGAAAGAUGCUGCCCAAAAAGCGGGGCGUCAUCUCCUCUGUCUCCACGGAAUCCGAGUCCUCGAGCUUUCACUCCAGCUAACGCAAAGUCGGCGCUCAUAUCUAGCCAGAGCUAUGAUGGACAAGAAAUUUUGCCCAAAAAGGACUACCUGUAUGUACAUAGUUAUAGUUUGAAUAUUUUUUACCCCUUUCUAAUUUAAAUAAUGGCUUCAAAUGUAUAAAAGCUGAGAUGGGACAUUCAGGUGGAGUCUAUUAGCCAUCUGUCUUAUAAAUGUUGACAUGCUGAGGUCAGUAUUGAGAAGAUCUGGUAAGGGUUGCAGCCUCAUACUGAUCAUUUUGUACUUGAUCUUUGUACAGUGUAUAUAGUUGCUGGAUUGCUACUCUUUCGAAUGUAUGUCAGCAUUUGCAUGUGUGUUCGUGUGUGUUCACCAGAUGGCCGUUAUUUAUUUAUGUCGUCGUUCACCUUGGUUGUUUUCUCUGAAUGUCGUUUUCGGGAGUGUCGAGAGCGUCAACAUCCAUUUCACACGGAUGCUUGUGCUGUUUGAAGUAUUAAUAAUAAAAUCUCUGAAUGAUGUGUACAA
Scleropages formosus (Asian bonytongue) is the source of this 1645-nucleotide messenger RNA. RefSeq names its product chemokine (C-X-C motif) receptor 4a (gene cxcr4a). Bases 61 to 1146 code for a protein of 361 amino acids. Gene Ontology annotation, cellular component: membrane; external side of plasma membrane. The record is from RefSeq and is a predicted model, not a curated record. Gene Ontology annotation, biological process: cell chemotaxis; calcium-mediated signaling; neurogenesis. The transcript is spliced from 2 exons. Lineage: Eukaryota; Metazoa; Chordata; Actinopteri; Osteoglossiformes; Osteoglossidae. Gene Ontology annotation, molecular function: C-C chemokine receptor activity; C-C chemokine binding.